UGACCAACGAACUAAAAGGAUUUACUAAACUAACCAAACCCACCAUAAAAAGGGUUGGUUGAUUUGAACACACUGUUCUCUGCUUGGGUGGCAGUGCUCAACCAUGGAUACACCUCUCCCCAAACCCUCCUUCAACCCCAACAAGCAUCUCAAAGAACAAUUCGUUAGCAAUUUGACCGGAUCCUCUUUGUUCGAAAUCGUGGCUCUUACAGUAACUAUCCCUAUUUUGGUGCUUAUUCGGCACUCUUUCACCUCAGUUCCUAUAAAUGGUGACUCCCUGAAGAAGAAAAACGAUGAUCCACCAUCUGAGCAUAGGAGUUUCAAAGCUCACCUAGCUACAUUGACUUUGGAUUUUCUUGUCAUCGUUGUUCCUAUGCUCUUAUUUUUCACUGUACUUGCUGACUGGAGCUAUAUCUUCGCAAGUUUGUUCACAAUCGUAACAUUGCUUUAUAUUGCAGUGAAGAGGCCUGGAGGUUCAUCACCUGAUUUAGGAGAGCCCAAUUCUGUUAGGGCAUAUAUUACUUCCUACAGGGUUAUUGUGAUGAUUAUAACAGUCUUGUGCAUCUUGGCUGUUGAUUUCAGAAUAUUUCCUAGAAGAUAUGCGAAGACCGAAACAUAUGGAGCUAGUUUGAUGGAUCUUGGAGUUGGAGCAUUUGUUUUAGCAAAUUCACUAGUUUCUCGGCAAGCACGGAAUGUUGCUUCUGUAAAUUGGAAGACUGCAAUAGUUUCAUCUAGUCCACUUAUCUUCUUAGGAUUUUUUCGACUUGUUACAACAACUGGUGUGGAUUAUCAGGUGCAUUUGGCUGAAUAUGGUGUGCAUUGGAAUUUCUUCUUCACGCUUGCUGCUAUCUCGAUCCUUACAUCCGUUAUUAACAUUCCUCCACAAUAUUCUGGAGUUUUUGGAUCACUUGUCCUAGUAGGGUACCAGUUCUGUUUGAUGCAUGGUUUAAAUCAUUAUUUGCUUUCAAACGAAAGAGGAACAGAUAUCAUAAGUCAAAACAAGGAGGGGAUUUUUAGCAUAUUUGGAUAUUGGGGUAUGUACCUUAUUGGUGUUCAAAUAGGAAACUAUCUUCUCUUUGGAAGCCAUUCUACUGCUUUUAAGAGUAGCAGAUGCUUUCGGAUGAGAGUUUGGGUUCUAUCAAUCCUGUUCUGGUUAUUAACUGUGCUUCUAGAUAGGCUUGUGGAAAGAACUUCACGGAGAACGUGCAACCUGCCAUAUGUUACUAUGGUGUUGGCUGACAAUCUACAGCUAUUGUCAAUUCUAACACUGGCCGAUCUUAUUCCUGGAAGUAAAACUUCAGUACUUGAAGAAGCAUUUAAUCGGAACUUACUCGCUACAUUUCUUCUGGCAAAUCUUCUCACUGGGUUGGUAAACUUGUCUGUUGAUACCCUGUCUGCUUCAUCGACCACAUCUGUUUUUAUCUUGCUUGUCUAUGCUUAUAUUUUAUCAACUGUGAUUGGAAUUGCUGAUUAUUUUGAUAUAAAGUUAAAAUUUUGGUGAAGAAGCUAUUUGAUAUGUUGAGAUCUGUUGUAUUAUUUGUCCUUGUUUAUUAUAAAUAUAAGAUUUUAUUAA
Medicago truncatula (barrel medic) is the source of this 1573-nucleotide messenger RNA. RefSeq lists its product as uncharacterized. Gene Ontology annotation, molecular function: glucosaminyl-phosphatidylinositol O-acyltransferase activity. NCBI's taxonomy places the organism in Eukaryota, Viridiplantae, Streptophyta, Magnoliopsida, Fabales, Fabaceae. Gene Ontology annotation, biological process: protein localization to plasma membrane; GPI anchor biosynthetic process. The coding region runs from base 104 to 1501 and encodes 465 amino acids. Gene Ontology annotation, cellular component: endoplasmic reticulum; membrane. The record is from RefSeq and is a predicted model, not a curated record. The transcript is spliced from 16 exons.